GCCACUCAUCAUUUACUCGAUCAAAUCCCAUUAAGAAAUGGGACCUCUCGAUCGUAUCGGAACAAAAAGUCCACUCUGUCUUCUCCUCUUAAUGCUUUUCCUCUUGAGCUACAAUCCGAUCAAGCAUUCUGUUGAAGGUAGAUCAUUGCUUACGCUUCUUGAGGUUGCAAGUGGAAGGGGAGAGGAGAAGGCGACGGUAAGAGCCUUGGUUGGAUCAAGACCACCAAUCUGCGAGAGGAGGUGCAUCACAUGUGGCCAUUGUGAAGCAGUUCAGGUGCCAGUAAUCCCACAAGAAAAGAAGAGUCGAAGCAGGCAAUUCUUGGGUACGGCCACCGUGAGGGGUGACUACAGCUCCAACUACAAGCCCCUGAGCUGGAAAUGCAAAUGUGGAGACUUGAUCUUUGAUCCGUGAGACUCGAAAAGUGAGCCACUACCAGAUUAAUGUCCUGUAGAUAAUAAUACUUGAUGGAUUCCUUCUUUU
Musa acuminata AAA Group (dessert banana) is the source of this 481-nucleotide messenger RNA. RefSeq names its product EPIDERMAL PATTERNING FACTOR-like protein 2. The transcript is spliced from 3 exons. Bases 38 to 412 code for a protein of 124 amino acids. Lineage: Eukaryota; Viridiplantae; Streptophyta; Magnoliopsida; Zingiberales; Musaceae. The record is from RefSeq and is a predicted model, not a curated record. Gene Ontology annotation, biological process: guard cell differentiation; stomatal complex development.